Molecule: messenger RNA, 1845 nt
Organism: Eutrema salsugineum
Lineage: Eukaryota; Viridiplantae; Streptophyta; Magnoliopsida; Brassicales; Brassicaceae
Product: probable ADP-ribosylation factor GTPase-activating protein AGD5
Exons: 11
Coding region: 194-1630 (478 amino acids)
Molecular function (GO): GTPase activator activity
Source: RefSeq, a predicted model, not a curated record
UCUCUGGGUCGCUCAAUCUGAAAGGGCAAGAAAAGGAUUGUUUUUUUUUUUUUUGAGGAAGAGGAGAGAGAUUGAGAGAGCGCUGAAGGCGGAAAAGACCGUUUUGACCUUGUCGUCUCCCGCAGAUUUUUUCUUCAGCUCUUCCUCUUUGCCGGAUUCAUCUCCGAUACUCUCCAUCUUCGAUUUAUCCACCAUGAACGAGAAAGCCAACGUCUCUAAGGAGCUUAAUGCCCGGCAUAGAAAGAUUCUUGAAGGGCUUCUUAAACAUCCAGAGAACAGAGAAUGCGCUGACUGCAAAGCAAAAGGUCCAAGAUGGGCUAGUGUUAAUUUAGGUAUCUUUAUCUGCAUGCAAUGUUCUGGGAUUCACAGGAGUCUCGGGGUACACAUAUCAAAGGUUCGAUCUGCAACUCUGGACACAUGGCUCCCGGAGCAGGUUGCAUUUAUUCAAUCAAUGGGAAAUGAGAAAGCAAAUAGUUACUGGGAAGCUGAUCUACCCCCAAACUAUGAUAGAGUUGGAAUUGAGAAUUUCAUACGUGCAAAGUAUGAAGAGAAGAGAUGGGUUUCUAGAGGUGAAAAGGCUAGAUCACCCCCAAGAGUCGAGCAAGAACGGCGGAGAUCUGUGGAGAGAAGUGGGCCUGGAUAUGAGCAUGGGCACAGUAGUAGUCCCGUAAAUUUGUUUGAGGAGAAGAAAACUAUCCAAGCACCUAGAACAAGAAAUAGUAUUGCUGCAACGAGGAUAAGUCUUCCCGUGCCUCCCCAAGGACCUGAUCAGGUUAUAAAACCACAGCAGAAAAUCGAAUCUGCAGCGGCUCCCGUGGAGACGACAAAACCGGCAGUAAAUGUUGCACCAGCAUCAGAUCCUCCUAAGGUGGAUUUUGCUACUGACCUUUUCAACAUGCUAUCAAUGGAUGAGCCGACUGCAAAUACCUCAGAGACAGCUCCUGCUGAUGAUAACUCAUGGGCUGGCUUUCAGUCGGCUGGAAGCGGUCAAACGGCAGAGAAAAUUGUCACAGCGAAGCCUGUUGAGAGCAGUUCUCCUCCAGCUACUGGGAUCGAGGAUUUGUUUAAAGACACACCUACUUUAACAGCCCAACAAGCACCACAGAAAGAUGUGAAAGGUGAUAUCAUGAGCUUAUUUGAGAAGUCGAAUAUGGUGUCGCCUUUUGCCAUGCAUCAGCAACAGGUUGCUAUGCUUGCUCAGCAGCAAGCCCUUUACAUGGCUGCAGCAAAAGCUGCAGGAGGCACUCCAAAUGGUGUGAAUCAACAAGCUGUUGCUAAUGCUCUUAACUUAGCAUCUGCAAAUUGGUCAAACACUGGCUACCAGAUCCCUGGAAUGACUAACCCAGCAGGUGGUCAAGCUGAUCUCCAGAAACUUAUGCAAAACAUGAACAUGAACGCAAACAUGAACAUGAGACCCGCACAACCGCAAGAAAACAAUUUACAGUAUCCAGUAUCCAGUUUCUACACGACGGGUCAAGUUAAUUCGGUGAACGGUGUGACCCCAAACUCAACCGGUAAACCUCAGUCAUCAGCCGCGGCGGCGCAACCAACGAGCACCACACCAUCUUCUCAAUCAGGCAAAGACUUUGAUUUCUCUUCCUUAAUGGAUGGAAUGUUCACAAAACAUUGAUCAAGUGAGAGACUUUUUUCCUGAAUUUGCCUUUCUUAAAAUUUGUCUUAAAUUUGAAGAAACUACAAAUAUAUACAAUCAUUGUUGGACAGUUUCUCCGUUAAACAAUUGUUUUCUUUGAAACUGUGUUUGUAGUUUGGGCUUUGAUUUUAUUUGAUUGUUGAAAGAGUAAUAUAUGUAAUUUCAAAGAAAUUUCAAAAAUUGAGAUUUACCCA